Molecule: messenger RNA, 1089 nt
Organism: Pestalotiopsis fici W106-1
Lineage: Eukaryota; Fungi; Ascomycota; Sordariomycetes; Amphisphaeriales; Sporocadaceae
Product: putative aspartate-semialdehyde dehydrogenase
Exons: 3
Coding region: 1-1089 (362 amino acids)
Biological process (GO): L-threonine biosynthetic process
Molecular function (GO): NAD binding; protein dimerization activity; NADP binding
Source: RefSeq, a predicted model, not a curated record
AUGGCGUCGCAAUUCCCGACAAAGAAGGUUGGUGUGCUGGGUGCUACCGGCUCCGUUGGCCAGCGCUUCAUCCUCCUGCUCCAGAACCACCCGCACUUUGUCCUCCACGCCGUCGGUGCCUCGUCGCGAUCUGCCGGAAAGAAGUACAAGGAUGCCGUGAGGUGGAAGCAGGCCUCCCCCAUGGGCAAGGUCGCCGACCUGGUCGUGAAGGAGUGCAAGGCCAGCGAAUUCUUGGAGUGCGACAUUGUCUUUAGCGGUCUGGACUCGGAUGUGGCAGGUGAAGUUGAGAUGGAAUUCAUGAAGGCCAACCUCGCCGUCUUCUCCAACGCAAAGAACUACCGUCGCGAUCCCCUUGUGCCACUCGUCGUUCCCACCGUUAACCUGCCGCAUCUCGAUCUCAUUCCUCACCAGAGGAAGCACCACAGCCUUGAAAAGGGUUUCCUGGUGUGCAACUCCAACUGCGCCGUCAUUGGUCUCGUCAUCCCCUUCGCUGCCCUGCAGGCUCAGUUCGGCGAGGUCGACACCGUCUCCGUCGUCACCAUGCAGGCCGUCUCGGGCGCUGGCUACCCGGGCGUGAGCUCCAUGGACAUUAUCGACAACGUCGUGCCCUUCAUCUCGGGCGAGGAGGACAAGCUGGAGACCGAGGCACGCAAGAUUCUGGGCGGCAUCCGCGACGACAAGACGGCUUUUGUCGAGCAGGAGGGUCUGCGCGUGUCGGCCGCAUGCAACCGCGUUCCCGUUCUGGACGGCCACACCGCCUGCGUCAGUCUGCGCUUCAAGAGCCGCCCGCCGCCAAAGGUUGAGGAUGUCAAGGCUGCUCUCCGCAACUAUGUCAGUGAGGCCCAGAAGCUUGGCUGCCCCAGCGCCCCCGAGCCCAGCAUCAUGGUCUUUGACGAUGCCGACCGCCCGCAACCCCGUCUGGACCGUGACCUUGGCCGCGGUUACACUGUCAGUGUUGGCAGAGUCCGUGAGGACGAGAGCCGUAUCUUUGAUAUCAAGUUUGUGGCGUUGAGCCACAACACCGUCAUUGGUGCCGCUGGUUCCUCCAUCCUGAACGCCGAGGCAGCAGUUCUCAAGGGCUUUGUCUAA